This is a messenger RNA of Pseudo-nitzschia multistriata, 3456 nucleotides long. Lineage: Eukaryota; Bacillariophyta; Bacillariophyceae; Bacillariales; Bacillariaceae. The record is from the annotation of a GenBank genome assembly.
GUUUUACCGUUCUCUUCAUCACCAAAAUCCAAUCAGCCGACAAMUAAGUUUUUCCUUCAAUGAUCUCAUGAUGGUACAGUAAUKCACARCCAUAUCAGAUGGAGUGUAACACUAAACUCAACAGACAUAUCGAUUSCAGGGUUCCCAUACCUUAAUCUGAUAACAGAGAAAACAAGGAUACGACAAGAAUGAAGUUCCUGCAUAGCGUCCUUCUUCUCGCCUUAUUUGGCUGCCCAGACGUGUCGGCGUUCUCGAUGCGGAUGAUGUCCGGUGAACUGUCCGCGCCGACAACGAAUUACAAGACAAACAGCUUUCCGACGCCACCUCGGAUAAAGAAGACACAAAACUGGAGGGAAGCGGCAGAGAAAUCUAAAAAGUUUCGAGACGAAACUACGACUCCUGCACAAAAAAAGAAGGUUGCAAUUAUCGGUGGGGGGCUGUCGGGAUUGGCGUGUGCCAAGUAUUUGUCGGAUGCUGGCCACGAACCCGUCGUUUACGAAGCCMGAGACGUCUUGGGAGGAAAGGUUUCUGCAUGGCAAGAUGCCGAUGGCGAUUGGGUUGAAACGGGAUUACAUAUUUUCUUCGGUGCUUAUCCAAACAUGAUGAAUCUUUUUGAAGAAUUGGACAUCGAAGACCGUCUUCAAUGGAAGGAACACCAAAUGACGUUUGCCAUGCAAGAGCUACCAGGAAAAUUUACGUCGUUCAAGUUUCCUCCGGGCGUCCCCGCGCCGUUCAAUAUGGCCGCCGCAAUUUUGRCAAACACAGAAAUGYUAUCGCUCGAAGAAAAGGUAAGAAUGGUUCCGGGUCUUCUACCAAUGCUCUUGGAGGGGCAAUCAUUCAUUGACGCACAAGACGAAUUGAGUGUCUCAGAAUUUAUGGAAAAGUAUGGAAUGCCGAAACGAAUCAACGAAGAAAUUUUCAUAGCAAUGGGAAAAGCAUUAGACUUUACYGAUCCCGAAAAGCUYAGUAUGUCUGUUAUUUUGACGGCUAUGAAUCGUUUUAUCAACGAGGCGGAUGGUUCUCAGACCGCAUUUAUUGACGGAAACCAGCCAGAUCGUCUUUGCAAACCAAUGGUCGAUCAUAUUAYCGCCCGUGGAGGCCAAGUGCUAACGGGAAAGCCUAUUGCAUCAAUCGAAGUCAACUCAGACGACAACUCUGUCAAGAGUUUGAAGCUAGCGGAUGGGAGUAAUGUGGAAGCCGAUAUGUACGUCUCGGCAAUGCCCGUAGACAUCAUCAAACGGCUAGUCCCAAAAGCCUGGUCUUCGAUGCCUUAUUUUGAACAGCUUUCCGAGCUAGAAGGUAUCCCAGUCAUCAAUAUACAGAUUUGGUUCGAUACGAAGCUCACAAGCGUUGAUGGACUCUGCUUUUCUCGAAGUCCUCUUCUGAGUGUGUAUGCCGACAUGUCCACUUGUUGCGAGGAGUAUGCGUCCGAGACCUCAUCCAUGCUGGAGCUUGUUUUCGCUCCCGCCACUGAGGCAGURGGUGCGGAUAGGAACUGGAUCGGAGCAUCCGAUGAAGAAAUCAUUGACGCAACAAUGCUGGAGCUGGAACGACUUUUUCCGACAGAGAUUGGUCCGAAAGCACCGAAUGGCGGAGCUCAGAUCACCAAGUCGACCGUGGUCCGAGUGCCUAGAUCCGUCUACGCUACAACACCUGGUAGAAACAAAUACCGACCGAGUCAAGAGUCCCCCAUUUCCAAUUUCGUAAUGGCGGGUGACUUUGCGUUACAAAAAUACCUUGGUUCUAUGGAGGGUGCUGUGUUGAGCGGGAAGCUAGCAGCAGAGGUGAUUUGCGACAAGGCURCCGGAAGACCGACAAAUGGCGUAAAAGACGUUCAUUCAAGUAUAGUGAAAGGCAGCGAGAAAGCUCCUAUUGGUGUGCGGGGCRAUUUUCCCAUAGCGUUUGGUGGCGGCCAACAGGGAACAGGGCCAAAUCCAGGCCACCCGUAAUUAUACCUUACGCAGAACCCUGUACCGGUAUAAAAACGAUUCGAGAUUUAUAUUUAAGUUGAGAUAUCUUUUCCAUUCCUUCUAAAUAGCAAUACUAUCAUCUAUCUACUGGUGUUUAUUUAUCAUGCGUUUCAUCCAAUGUGAUAAAGCAUCUUGCUUUUCACUGUAGGGUCCAGCUACAAUCCGGGACUUGUUGAAUCAUGACUAACUUUUUGUCAUUGGCGCGCUCAUUUUUCAUCACGAAACUUUCCUCACGAAAAGUGCGGCAGAAGGACCGAAGGAAUGGUAACUGUCGGUCGGUGCGAAUAUGAGCCGCAAUGAAUGAAUACCGUUGUCGAACAUCAACCCGUCUAUCCCAACUCAUCGARCACUUACCAUCUUUUGGAAUAUAUACAUCGCCUAGUAASACCUGAUUGAUUGAUCUGCAACCAUCCAUCUCUCUUGUUCCCCUUUCAUCAACAGAAGCAUGAUCAUCAACARCACACCAAAGAAGCGAGGGGCCUUCAUCGUUCUGGAAGGUGUCGAUCGGUGCGGCAAGACGACACAAGCGUCACUGCUCGUGAAACACCUGAUCGGGAUCGGCCUAGCUACUGUCGCGAUGCGCUUUCCAGACCGAACAACAAUGGUCGGGGAUUUGAUCAACCAAUACCUCCAGUCCAAAUCGGAGCUGGACGACAGGGCUGUUCACUUGUUGUUCAGCGCCAACCGAUGGGAGGCAGCACCGACGCUCCGAAAGACGCUCCUCGACGACGGUGCCAACAUUGUUUGUGAUCGGUAUGCCCACUCGGGCGUAGCUUUUUCCUCGGCCAAACCAAGCCUCGAGAAUGACCUCGACUGGUGCCGAGCCUGUGACAUUGGAUUGCCCGCRCCGGACGCCAUUAUUUUUCUUGACCUGUCCCAAGAAGACGCCGAACAACGGGGAGGGUGAGUAUUGCGUCAUGAUAAAUCCAUUCGUGUAGUAUCAGAGAUAAUCGCUGUGGAACUAGUGUGGCUGWGAUUGCCGUACAAGUUGAGGGGAGAUUCUGAUCAUGAAAAGGCUGCGUCUUCUGAAUCUCACUGUGCACGAUCCCCUUCCGUGUUUCCUUUUCGAUGAAAACAUCUCGAUGUAUUUGUAGGUACGGUGGAGAGCGGUACGAAAAGAAAGAAAUGCAGCAACGAGUGCGACAGAGAUUCAGUGAGCUUCAAGAUAUGGACRAAAAAGACGGCCAGAUACCGUGGUACAUUGUAAAUGCUGCGCAAUCAAUCGAGGACGUGCAAAAGGAGAUCAAUGAGAUCGUGGAAAGUACCGUUGACAAGGUGAAAAACGAAGAGCUGUCAGUGUUGUGGCAAAAGUAAUAGGAGAUGCAGUGACUAAAGGAUUUUCAAGCUACAGUAUUCGUACUUCUUUGAUGUCAAUUAAAAUGCGACGUGAUCAUUCCUCUGUCUUACCGAAGGCAAUAUSCAUCCAACGAAAGACGCGUCACUAAUAAGUUCCGCACAGAUGAUAGAAUAAGUAUAAACUACAACA